GUGGCCUUCUUUGCCGAAGUGAAGGCUCUCGUGCUUUGGUUGGCCAAACCGAGCCAAUUGGCCUCGCACAACUCGGCAGGCACGGAUGGUGGCGGCAGGCCGGGACUCGGACUAGAGAUGCGUCCGCCCACCGCAUCGGGCCUCGCCGGCGACCGGGAGCCGGGCGUCUAUCUGGUCGCCUAUCCCGACCAUCGGCCGACCGGAGAUGCCUUCGUCCUCUUUCCCGACGAACUGAUGGCGUCUCGAGCCUUGGCCCGGCACAAAGACUACCUCGGCGACCGUUACGUCGAGCUCUUCAAAGCCUCCGCCUCAGAAAUGGUACAGCUCGAUCCCACCAGAAGACGACCAGCUGUCGAUUGGCUUUACUGGAACAUUCAUGCUGAUGCUGUUUCCGAGGCAAGCUCCUCCGAUUCGUCCUUCAAAUCUCUUCACCCAACACUUUCACUCGAAAUGGAAGUAAACUCAACAAUUGUGAAACAAGAGACUCCUCGAAACCCAACUUUUAUUACCUCUUCGACAUACUCAUAA
Messenger RNA from Protopolystoma xenopodis, 528 nucleotides. The record is from the annotation of a GenBank genome assembly. NCBI's taxonomy places the organism in Eukaryota, Metazoa, Platyhelminthes, Monogenea, Polystomatidea, Polystomatidae.